Closterium sp. NIES-65 is the source of this 558-nucleotide messenger RNA. Lineage: Eukaryota; Viridiplantae; Streptophyta; Zygnematophyceae; Desmidiales; Closteriaceae. The record is from the annotation of a GenBank genome assembly.
AUGUCCAAGUGGCUCUUUAAGAUCAAGUCCGAUGCCGACGGCAAUAUCGAGCGCUACAAGUCUAGGCUUGUGGCCAAGGGGUACCAGAAGAAGGAGAAGGUGGACUUCAAGGAGUUGUUUGCUCCUGUGGUGAAGCCGACAACGCUGCCAGCCCUACAAGCGGGUGCUGCCAUCAAAAGAUGGGUGGUGAAGCAGAUGGAUGUGACAACCGCAUUCCUAAACGGCCUUCUCGAAGAAGAGAUAUUUUUGGCGCAGCCAGAGGGGUUUGGUGAUGGUAGUGGCAGAGUGUUGAAGUUGAAGAAGGCCCUCUAUGGGCUCAAUCAAGCCCCUAGGCAGUGGAGCUUCAUGGUGGUCUAUGUGGAUGACAUCCUCAUCUUCUCACCCUCCUCUGACCUUGUGAAGGAGGUGAUGCUGAAGCUUCAGGACAAGUUCAAGUACAAGGCCCUUGGAGACGUCAACUUCUACCUCGAGCUUCAUAUCGAGUGUGAUGACGAGAAGGGGAGCAAGCGGGUGAAACAACGGAAGUACCUGGAGAACUUGGCUGCCAACUUUGGGUAG